Messenger RNA from Impatiens glandulifera, 978 nucleotides. Its product is annotated as putative F-box protein At5g15660. The record is from RefSeq and is a predicted model, not a curated record. The transcript has 2 exons. The coding region runs from base 1 to 978 and encodes 325 amino acids. Gene Ontology annotation, molecular function: protein binding. NCBI's taxonomy places the organism in Eukaryota, Viridiplantae, Streptophyta, Magnoliopsida, Ericales, Balsaminaceae.
AUGGAGAAAGGUGUUUAUCUCCCUGAUCAUCUAAUCCAUAAAAUUCUCAAGGACCUUCCUGCCAAAAGUGUAUUGCGGUUCAGGUGCGUGUCCAAGCUUUGGAAGUCCACCGUCGAUGAUCCACGUUUCAUUCACGCCUACAGGAAACACUGGGUUUCUCGUCUGGGUGGCCCAAAACAGCUCGUCUCAACUUAUCUCGAUGAUGGCCGUUGCACCUUUUCCUACUUGGAUGAAACCACGGCCCCCAAUAAGUUAACUCACAUUCAAACCCUGCCAACCAGGGUGAGGCCUGAGGAUAGGAAGUUCGGGCCCCAUAUGGUUAACGACCUCAUUUGUGUCGGCAACAUCAUAUGGAACCCGACCACCAGAGAUGUCUUGACUCUUCGCCAAGAAGUACCACAUGCGAAGAACUACCUAGGUUUCGAUUCUCAUACCAAUCAAUUCAAAGUUCUCUCCAUCUAUAAGAUAUGUUCUCCUCUCCGACGUGGAGAACCGCGCUGCAAGAUCAUGACAUUGGGCGUCGACCAUUUCUUUAGAGACGUAGCCGGCCCUCUUCCCGAUGCAUUCAAGGCUUCAACUAAUACGUGUUGCGUAGAUGGUGUCAUCUACAUAAACGGGGAUUGGAAUCGAUCGGUUCUAGCUUUUGACGUUGCAAAGGAGAACCACGAAAGGCGCAAGAAGGGUGAUCAUACUUAUAAAGACAUUUUGAAAUUUGAUGGGCGAAGCAAUGAAUGGGUUAUGAGGAGAUUCGAGCUACCAAUGGAUGCAUACUUUGGUUUGUUUUCAGAAGAAGAAAUGGUUAUCCUAGGCAAUGCCAUGGCACUAAGAUUGAAGCCCCCGCACGGACGUUUCGCACCUUUGUUUUGGAAUGGACGGUGGAGUGACAAUGUUGUCCAUUCGAUUUUUUCGACUUCUCGGUUUUAUUUCAUGGAUCAUAUGGAAUAUUUGUUCAGGAUAAAUGAUAGUUUUCAAGCAUAA